Psammomys obesus (fat sand rat) is the source of this 1801-nucleotide messenger RNA. It is a transcript of the gene Ccdc150, whose product is annotated as coiled-coil domain containing 150. The transcript has 11 exons. Bases 1 to 1581 code for a protein of 526 amino acids. The record is from RefSeq and is a predicted model, not a curated record. Lineage: Eukaryota; Metazoa; Chordata; Mammalia; Rodentia; Muridae.
AUGCCGCCAAGAAGAAGGAAAUCUCCAGAGAGGCCCAUGUCUUCGAAAUCCCUUGAAGGUUCUCGGCUUUAUGUCAAUCAUGUAAAGGAAAGAGCUCCAGCAGUUGCCUUGCCCCAUGUUCUUCCAAAUGCAUCACGUCGAGUGAGUUUCGCACCUACCUUGCCUUCUGUGAAAAUGUCCCAGGAUUUUGGAGACUCCAGAAUCUCUCUAAAGACUCUUUUAAAUGCUAUUAAAACCAUGGAGGGGAGGCUAGAAGGCAAAAUAGACAUUCUUGCCUCAAGACCCUUACUAAGUGAGGACUGCUCAGAGGUCCUUAAUCAGAGUUCGAUGAAAUCUAUUCUUGGGAAGAAUGAGGAAGAGCUGGCCCAAGCAGUGAAGUGUCGAGAUGCUGCCCUGAAAGAGAGCCAGAAGUUGAAAGGGGACCUGGAGGUUUUGGAGGACAGGGAGAACAAGAAGGUGGGAAACUUCCAGCGACAAUUAGCAGAGGCUAAAGAAGACAACUGCAAAGUUACAAUCAUGCUGGAAAAUGUGCUGGCCUCUCACAGUAAGAUGCAGGGAGCUCUGGAGAAAGUCCAGGUAGAGCUCGGGCGAAGGGAUUCGGAGAUCGCGGGCCUCAAGAAGGAAAGGUCUCUAAAUCAACAGAGAGUACAGAAGCUUGAAGCAGAAGUGGACCAGUGGCAGGCCAGGAUAAUGAUUGUGGAGGCCCAGCACAGCAGCGAGAUGGAGCCACUACAGAAGUCUCUAGAUGUAACUAGAGAAGACAACAGGAAGUUGGCCAUGAGCCUGGAGCAAGCUCUCCAGACAAAUGGCCAUCUGCAGUCUAAGCUAGAUCACAUCCAAGAAAAACUAGAAAACAAGGAACUUGAGCGGCAGAACCUGGAAGCCUACAAAGAGCAGAUUGCUGAGGAAUCCAAAGUAGAAGCAGCAUUGCAUGCAGAGCGCAUUGAAGCUCUGAGAAAGCAGUUUCAAACCGAGAGAGACACUGCGAAGAAAGCAGCGCAGAGGGAAGUUUCUGAACAAAUAGAAACAGAAUUAAGGCAAAUGGAGAUAAUUAAGGAUCAGUAUCAGAAAAAGAACUAUGAACAGUCAUUGAGUAUCCAGAGAUUUAUAACUGAAAUGAAUGCCCUACAGAAAGAGAUGGAGCUGUUAGCUAAGAGCCAGUAUGAAACCUCAACUCGAAAUAAACAGCAAGAGUUGAGACUAGGGGCUGAGCGGAAAAUGAGGCAGGAACUAGAAAAUCGGUGCAAGGAAUUGGAAGAAACUGUCAGACACCUGAAGAAAUGUAAAGAAGCGACAGAGAAUAAAUUAAAAGAAGCCAGUGUGGAGUCAGAACAGAUAACAGCUAAUCUGGAAGAAGCUCACCGCUGGUUUAAAUGCAGGUUCGAUGGCCUGCAACUUGAGCUGACCAAAAACCGGUUGCAGAGGCUUCCCCGGGAAGAGAGGUGGAUGGAAGAGAAUCAAGGCAUGAAACGUGAUAUUGCAUCCAGCCAGUCUGUUCUGCAUCGAUGGGAAACUAAACAGAACCUUGGGGUUGUGCCUAAGAAGUACCAUUCUGACACAGAGAAGAAGAACAGCCCCUGACAGCAAUGUCUCAUGAGAAGACAAGCCUCCAUGACUGCUAGCCGCAGAGGUGCUGGCCUGUUUCUACACCGUAAGACCAUGACGUGUGCCGAAGAUUUUGGACUUUAUCCUUCAUGAACUCUUUAAUAUUACUGUCCCAUCUUUUUUGUCCCUUUCCCUAUUUUCCACUCAAUAAAUUUGAAUUAGUUUGUUUUAUGGUAGUAGAUGUUGUCAUGUGAUA